Schistosoma guineensis is the source of this 5090-nucleotide messenger RNA. The record is from the annotation of a GenBank genome assembly. Lineage: Eukaryota; Metazoa; Platyhelminthes; Trematoda; Strigeidida; Schistosomatidae.
AUAACCGACCUCGACCUUGAGCUGUCCAGCCACCCUUAGGAACAUUCGCUGCAGUUGGCUCGCUACUUCGGCUCUGUUCCUCGUUUGAUGUCUUCAAACGGAUUUUGUCCCGGAAAAUUUCUUCCAGUUCCUCCUCUUCCAGACUACAUUACUGUGGUCACUCAUUUAAAUUGCUAGCUACAACAGCGGGUUUCCAAAAAUAAUGCCAUAUUCUUCAGAAUAUGAUAUUCAAUGGCCUCCAAAUAGGUCUGACGUUUUCGUCGUUGUUUGGAAACACUAUGUUUACUUGUUCCGACUGGAACAAGCUUCAUCUGCACCAGUGGAUUCAAACAGUUUUAUUAUUGGUUCAAAGCUCAGAUUUCUGAUUUCCGUUCUGAAUGUUUGGAGUAACAAUGUAUCCCCACAAGUUUUAGUGUGUAGCUUGGGUAUCCAGUAGCAAUAAACCAAACCUUGACGUAGUCCCAAAUCAUCUGAUUGCAAUCACCCACAAUGUUGGGUGUGUCAAACUCAUGGGGCUCCCCAAUUGUGAUAUUGAGGAAGACAGAUUCGGUUUACAAAAUAAAGAACUAACACCUAGAUUUUCCAGAAACACUACUUUUCUUGUUUGGAACCCUUGGAAACGUAACUUGCUAGCCCAGGGUUUUGACAGACCUCGAAACAGCAGAGAACCUUCUGUACUGAUAUGGGAUGUGACGAAAUACACUGGGUCGCGGCAUCCCAACGUGAAGUCUACAGAUCGAGGUUCAGUUUGUGCUAAUGACCUCCAUACACAUACAUAUUCACUCCCAUUUGCAAUAAAUGGUUCAGAUUAUAGUGCACCAGAUACUCAAGCUACGUCAUCACUUGUUUCGGUAUAUUCCUCAGUUUCGGAAAAAGAAUGGAUAUCUAAUACAACUACAUGUGAUAAACCUUUGUGUGAUUUAGGCAUUCAAGAUACUGCAUCAUUUGCGUGGCUUUCUAAAAGUUCAUUUAUUGCUGGCAUGUCAGGAACCUACCUGAAAGUGUUUGACUUAUCUGAUCCAUCAAAAGUUUGUCAAAUUACUACAACUAGGGCAGUCUAUGGUUUGACAGUUGAUCCCUUAUGCAGUAAACGUUUCGCUUCAUUCUGUGAGCGUCAGGUUUCAUUAUGGAGAUUGGAUAAUUUAGAAAAGCCUGUUUAUACAUUUAUGGAGUCUGAUGAUGUUCUACAAAUCAAGUGGAGUCCUUUAAGAGAAGCUUGGCUAGGAGUUCUGGUAACAGAUUCUUGUACAGUUAAAUUGUACGACACAUACCCUGUGUUUUGUCAGUCUAUAGAAGAACCUGAACAGAUUCCGCUAGAAAGAUUACUAUUUCCGUCCAGUCGAUCAAAUGUUAACCUGGUGGCAUUCAGUUGGCAUCCAUCAAAUGUAAACUGUCUACUAACUUUGAAUCGUGAUGGCUGUUUAAAUGUAGCUCAACUUGUUGAACGUCCAGCCAUUGGAUGGUCAGCUAAUCAAACGUUAGUAUGGUCAUAUACUCGUGAUUGGACUGCAUUCAAUUUAACAGGAAUUGUUAGCAGUAAUCUACAAACACUAAUGGAAUUUUUACAUGCAGUUAAUGAAAAUAAACGAUCAGAGAAUUCUGUUAAUAAUGGUAAUACUACAUAUAGUCUCUCAAAUGCACAAUAUCUUGCAAAUUGUCAGAUUAUUAAAAACAAAGAUUAUCAUAAUGAUAAUAUUAAUGGUAAUAAGUAUUGCCAUGAAAAACAAACAGCACUUCUUGUUCACUUGAAGCGUUGCAUGGAGUUGGAUAUUGCAGUCGUUAUGCGAAAACGUGCUGAACUAGGCUAUGGACUCGAUAUUACGGGUGCCACUUAUGUUGAGAUUGUCAAAGACGAUGUACAACUUCGAACAAUGUGGACAUGGAUAAAAUACAUUAAUGAUUACAUGGACGACCCAUUGAUUCGACGGCAUUUGGAUGUGGAUUCAUCACAGUCAAACUAUACAUCAAAUCAGAGAAAUGGUAGUGAUAACAUUCCUUCGAAACGUCGUGUACCUUUCAGAGGUUCAGGUGUGAUUUCACUUUUAUGCGACAAUUUGUCAUCAUCUGGUACUAAAUUAACAAGUGAAGUUUUAAUGCAUGUUGAAUGGCAAGGAAUAGAUGUGAAAUUACCAUUUUCGCGAUAUCGGAGUCCCGAACGAUCACGUGUUUUACGUUUUUGUAUGUGGCCACUUGAUGAUACAGACGUUGUUCAGCGUCCUGUAUUCGAAAGUUUAUGCUCUGAAGGACAAUAUGAACGAGCAGCUGCAAUGGCUUUAAUUAAUUUGAAAUUUGAUUGGGCGUUAAGUUUUCUAAAUCGAGCUUCAUCAGAUGCCGAUAUCGAUCUAGUCGCAUUGGCUUUAGCUGGUUACACAGAUACAAGAAAUGAAUUAUGGCGAACAACAUGUGCCAACUUGAUAAAACACUUGCAAAACCCUUACUUACGUGUUAUGUUUGUAUUCUUAAGUCGUCAAGGUGGUGAUUUUCAAUCAAUAUUGAAUGACGAUGCCCUAUGUCUUAUUGACCGAGUCGCAUGUGCCUGUUUAUAUCUAAACGAUGAUGAUCUUCUUGUCUUCUUACGUUCAACUUGUAAUUCUAUGGUUCAACGUGGACAGUUAGAGUCGAUUCUACUAACUGGUCUCUGUUCAAAUGAUUUUAUUAACCUAAUACAAAACUAUGUUGAUACAACUGGUGAUGUUCAAUCGGCUGCAAUUGUUGGUUUACACGCUUGUCAGUUAUCAUUAAAUGAUAACUAUUCAAUGGUAAACAACGAAAAACGAACUGAUAUGAACGAUAAUAAUAAUGUGAAUAAUUCACGUCAUGUACAAAUUGUGUUAAAUGGUGUACGGUCAUCAACUGUUGAUAAGAAAUUGUCCAUACCUUUAGGAGGAGGAGGAUAUGCAGGCCGUGGUUAUUCGUCUGGGGCGGGUACUAGUGAUCAACAACCUAUGAUUAUUAAACUUGGUGGGCUUAAAAUAGCUAAUUGGGUUCAAUGCUACCGUGACCUAUUAGAUCAGUGGCAAAUGUGGUUCUAUCGAGCUGACUUUGAUAUCACAUAUAAAUCACGUCUUUUAUCCGAUUAUUUAUAUCCCAGCACUUCUCGAACUCAAAUGUCUAGUUCAUUGUGGAUAUCAUCAAAGAGUGUUGAAGCAGAUAUGCCCACUACUAGUACUGUUUCUGGUGCUGGUAGUAGUACUACUACCAAUAGUAUUGUUACUACUGUUUCUACAAACAACACUAAUUCUUCAUCAUAUAGUAGUAAAGUUCGAAAUUUUGGAUUUAUCGCUGGUGCUAAUCAAGUAUUUGUUGCUUGCGGUUUCUGUGGUUGGCGUUUAGAACCUCAAAGUAACAAAUUAAACGUGUUCAAUAUUAGUGGUGCUGGCAGUGGUGGUAGUAAUACUAGUAAUACCAUGAACAGUUCAUCCAUUAUUGAUACACCAUGUUCACCAACGCCCACGACAACAACAUCAACAAAUUUACAAAUGCAUGGAGGUGGUGGUAAAUUGACAAUCUGUCAGCAUUGUCGUAAACCAUUACCUAGAUGUUCAAUAUGUUUGAUGCAUUUAGGCACAUCGAUUCCAUUAAAUGAAUACAUGUCUGUUACCAAUGCUAUAAAAUCGGCUGAAUCAAUGUUUCAACAAACAGGAUUGAAAUCAACUGGUAAAUUAUCUGUUGAUUUCAUGAAUGCUAUGCAAAUCAAUACCACGAGUUCGUCCAUACCCCUGUCGGAGAACAAUGCUAUAAAUAAAAGUAAUCAAAAAAAUCUAUAUUCGUGAGUAAACGUCUUUCUUUUUUUUCUGAAGUUCAAUUUUCCAUCCUGAUUCAUGAGUUUUCGUCUUAAGAUAUGUACGUAGUCAAAUGUUAAUGAUUUGAAUUGUAAUUGAAAAAGAAUAGUACUAAAUCUUGGUCAUCCUAUUUCUUAUAGCUCAACUUACAUGAGGGAAUUCCACUUAAAAAGAUUAGUAAAGAAUAGUCAUGUUUUCCAUGAGCAAAUAUUCAGUAUAUACUACUUUUUCGACUUUAAUUUUGUCUAAUACUAAAGUGAACGAGAACACAAAUGGGGACAACCGCAUGUAUUUAAAUACACAAUUACAGAACAUCUUAGUAAAAUCUGAAAACCAUACAAUGAAUACUUCAUUUGCAAAAUGUCACCCAAUCGUCUUAGACUUCACUGUUCUUCCUCUACCGUGGCAGUCGUUCUUCGUUCUUCUGCCUCCAGGCAUUGUACUUUCGACUGAUGAUACAUACUACUUAUAUCUGUCGACAUCAGUAGCACACACCACAAUACCUUUGACUAGGUCCUCAGUUGACUUCCUCCAACAAUGCCCCGUUUGCGGUUUCCCACCUUCUGUUUGAAAUUGAGAUGGUUUGUGAGUUCUCUGGUUCCUAAAAUUUACCUCAUUGUGUCUAGACUCGUCCAGUUUAGGUAGAAGAGAUUAUUACGACAGUAUUCUUUGCUCUGAGGUUGUUCUCAUAAAUUAUCCAACUUCUCAUCCCAUCAUUUAAGUAACAUUUUAUUUUACUCUUUAGUAUUUUACAUUAUUCUUACUGUUUAAAUUGUUCGCUUUUUGAAAAAAAAAUUAGAUCACCUGAAAAAUCUUCAUCAAUCCCAAAUUCCAUACCGAUAGCUGAUUGGUUUGUUUGGUGUCAAGCUUGUAGACAUGGUGGUCAUGCUAGUCAUUUGACAGAUUGGUUUUAUGGAGAUUCGUUUGAUUUAGGAGAUAAUGGUUAUUCGAAAGAAUGUCCGGUCAGUGGAUGUCAAUGUCAUUGCGCUGCACUGGAUGUUAACCAAACACUUUCUCGACUAAAUUAUUGUCGUUCAUCUAUAAAUAGUCGUAGUCCAGAUUCAGAAGAAUCUAGUUCACUUGUUGAUAACGAACCAAUUGGAUGAUAAAUUGAAUUUUAGUACAGCACUUAAUCUCUGAUUUUUUCAGUGUUUUAUUGCUUGUAAAACUGUUCAUAAUUACUACCUCGAUUAUUCACAUUUACUUAUAUUCUUUAUUAUUUGCAAUGUACAUAACGAAUUCUCAGUUAUUUUGAUUCUGAUAAUUUUAAGGAGUUCUUUUUUUAAAUAUACCUCUAUUUUUCUAACC